This is a messenger RNA of Lasiodiplodia theobromae, 2427 nucleotides long. RefSeq lists its product as uncharacterized. Gene Ontology annotation, molecular function: zinc ion binding; DNA-binding transcription factor activity, RNA polymerase II-specific. NCBI's taxonomy places the organism in Eukaryota, Fungi, Ascomycota, Dothideomycetes, Botryosphaeriales, Botryosphaeriaceae. The record is from RefSeq and is a predicted model, not a curated record. Gene Ontology annotation, biological process: regulation of DNA-templated transcription. Bases 1 to 2427 code for a protein of 808 amino acids. The transcript is spliced from 3 exons.
AUGGACCCUCCGAACAAGGUCACCAUACCAGGCCUGACACUUCUUUUCGGAAAUCUCCACACUCAGCCAGAGGAACAGCAGACCAACAACUCCACCGACAGUCCAAUGCUAGACGGUCCCACCGACAAUCCUCUCACCACUGAGGAUCAGCAAGUCGUCGCCGGCACUCCCUCACCCGCGCCCACAGCCGACCCUGUGGCCAUGGCUCCAAGCAAGGAUCUUGCAGCUCCCAACCCUGCUGCGUCGUUCAACGAGUCAGAUCUUCCGGACGACACAGCUUUGACAGCAAUGGAUACGGCAUCCGACGACACCGACCCCGAUGUCGAGGAGGAGCCGGAGCUCGUCGUGCCUCGGCGCUGCCUGCGCUGCAAGAACAUCAAGAAAGGCUGCAGCGGCGGCAUCCCGUGCGACCUCUGCACGCGUUCGGGACUGACGGCGGAUGAAUGUGAGACGGACGUCGAGUAUGAUGAGGCGCAGCGCAGGAGGCUGUCCAAGCGAAAGUCAGGUGCCAUUCCUAACGCGUCAAUCCCAAAGAGGAGCAUGUCCCCGAAGAAGAGAGGCCACCCGCCCGGUACCGGCGCGCGUGGCGCCGCCAAAGAGGCAAGUACGGCAGUGGCGCCCGGUACCGACAUGUCCGCAUCCGCCGCGACAGAUACCGCGAACCUGGAACCUGGCACUCCCUCAACCACGCCGCCUGACAGUCCGCCCUUCAGCAACGCGCAACUGAUGUCGAUCGGUGACAGCGUCACGAGCGAGGGUAACCUCCAGACUCCUCCGUCGCGCGCGCCUGCUGCCGCGUUUGCGCAGAUGGCAAUCCAAGAGACUCCUCACUUCCAGCAGCCGUCGGCUCCCGUGUCAACCAUGUCGCAGCAAAGUGGCAGCGACAGCGCCAACUCCGGCGGUACGAACAAGCGUCGCGCCACGCCGGCCAAGACGCCGCGCAAGAAGGCCGAGUCGCCCACGCCUCGCGCUACCAAGGAGAAGAAGACCAAUGCAAACGGAGACGGUGCCGAGAAGAAGCCCAGAGCGCCGCGCAAGCGUUCUACGAAGAAGGCCGAUCCGAAGGGCGUUGGUCCGAACGGCGCGACCCCGGCUCAAGGCUCUGGUCUCCGUAACGAGAUUCUCCAAGACGGUGGAUCGGACAAGGCCACCCCGUCGACUACCGCCGGCUUCACGCAGCCUUUCGGAGCUGUCGGUCAGACUCUUACCUCUUUCACUCCCGGUCAGAUGCCUGUGGGCUCCUCUGCGAACGCUCCGUACUAUCCCUGGGUGAUGCGCCCAUUCGAAGAACAGGCCGGUAAUUCAUCCGGCCGUAGUGGCCCUCGUGUCGAUUCGGAAAGCCACAACGCUGGAGUUCAGAGCCCUGCGAUGCCCGAUGCGAUGGCUCAAAUUGCUCACGCUGUAAGCAUGAGUGACAAGCUCAACAGAGACCUUGGAAUUGCUGGCACGGAGGCGCAGUUCUCCGUCGACGUGGAGCAGGAGAUGCUCCGGGCUGCGGCGGUUGAGCGUAUGUCCGCCAUCCCCAAAGCCUUUGCAGAUGCGGUCCAGAAUCAUCAACGCCAAGUCCCUGUGAGUAACCCCCAUGCCGUUCCUAGAGUGGAGAUAACUUCUCACGAACUUGUGCAAAAGGAUUUCCAGCUUUCGGCUGACAGUCUCACCCGCUACAAGGUUUCGGACAACACCACCACCGGCGAGCCUAGCAACGGCACCGACGAGAACGGUCCCAGCGUCAUCCCAAGCAAGAGGAACACGCCGCCUAACGGCGACCCUAACGCAUCCAAGCGCCCUCGCACCGCCGAGCCCCAGCCGGCCGCCGCGACCACUCCCGUCCAGCCAGUUCCCAACGGCAACAUUCAGCAGGCUCCGAACGGAAAUAACCAGCAAGCUCCAUACAGCAACAACCAGCAAGCUCCGUACACCAACGGCCAGCCCGCCGCCUACGCCGCGCAGCAGCCCAUCAACCAAGACCCGUUCCCCUUCCCGGCGCCGCUCCAGCACUCUGACGACCCGCGCGGCCACCUGCUCACGCAAAUCGUCUCCAUCGCCGACCGCAUCCACCGCUCCCACGCCGGCGCGUACCCGGGCUACCUCCAGCGCGGCCCCGGACCCGUCCCUCUUCCUGCCCCCGUCGUCCACGCCCUCACGCCCAGCGAGCUGCGCGCCCUGAUCGUCUUCGCGCCGGGAGUGUCGAUCAGCACCUACGCACGCCUCACGCCCGCCAUGGCCGUCGCCGCCGAGGCCGAGCGCUACCUCUGGUGGUUCCAGCAGACGUUUGGCGAGGAAGAGAUCGUGGCUGGCCUGCCGUACGAUGUGCCGCCGCCUGGACAUAAUUGGGCGAGGCUGAGGCUGGACAAGCCGCUGCCGGUGAGGUGGAGCGCGGAUAUGCGGCCGCAGGGUGAUUGGCCGGUUGGUGGGUUGGUGGAGUAG